This is a messenger RNA of Gloeophyllum trabeum ATCC 11539, 2314 nucleotides long. RefSeq lists its product as uncharacterized. Bases 76 to 2127 code for a protein of 683 amino acids. The record is from RefSeq and is a predicted model, not a curated record. The transcript is spliced from 13 exons. Lineage: Eukaryota; Fungi; Basidiomycota; Agaricomycetes; Gloeophyllales; Gloeophyllaceae.
CGGCCACCACCACCUGCACAGACUGCUUCGAGUUCUACAGCCGUGGGCGACGCGGACGACGAGAAACGCCUGCUCAUGGAACCGUUCAGCAGCGAGGAUUGGAGGGGCGCCGACGAGAGGCAGGCGUUGAGGCCGGAGCCCGUGCUGCCGCAGGGCGCCAUGCGACCGAGGAGCAGUCACAGCGGGACGGUGCCGACGCUCAGUUAUACCCCAGUUAGACCUGCGUCGCCGUCUUCUGAGCCGUCGCAUACCCCGGAGCCGGACAAGGUGCAGUUUGCGACGUACCCGCCCGAUGAGAAGGCGAAACCUUGGGACGCGGAGCCAUCCGCGUCGAGGAACGGCAAGGGCAAGGGCAAGAAAGACAUCGCCUGGUUACCCGUGCCUCUGCGGACAUGGUUCUGGGUGAGCUUUGUGGUCGACCUGGUGGCGAUAGCAAUCGCCCUCGAAGUAGUUCUCUACUUCACGGACAAGAAUAACGGAUGGCCGGUGCGCGGCGCCUUCUCGUCCCAAGCAGGCUUCAUGCACUAUGUAUAUACUCUCCCUCCAGUCGCUGUUGCAAUGAUCCUCGUCGCGAUGUGGGCUUGGGCAGACGUCGAAAUCAAGAAAAUGCAGCCUUACGUCGACCUUGUACACGGUGACGCGCCUGCACAUCGGAGUGUGUUGUUAGAUUACACCAGGACCAACAACUUCAUCGUGUGGCUGCGUGCUGCCGCGAAUAAGCACUACAUCGUAGCGCUAGCGACGUUGAUGGUUAUCCUGUCGCUAGCGCUACAGCCCCUAGCCGCUGCUCUCCUCACCGUCCGGGAUACGUGGCUCUCAAAGCCAGAUCAAAUCCUGAAUAAUACCGCGGUGCUUGCCCUGAACCAGGACGACCAGUUCUGGGACGUGACUUCAUUCUUGACUGCAGCGGGCUACUCGUCGGCUUCGGUUUUGUACAGCCUCGGCGACCCGCACUUCGUCCACAAUGGCUACACGGUCGCGCCGUUCCAGUUGCCGACCUACCUGGCGACCAACGGGACCGUGUACACGAAUACUACGGCUGUCCUGAGUGACCCCGGAUGCCAGCCUGCUCAAUCGAUACAAAUGACACACAACACGAACAACGACACGUGGACUAUCAGCGCCGACUACCCGGGCUGCCCGUACACUUGGGAUGUCUCGCGGGUGGCAGAGAACCUGUUCGGUGUCGCGCCAUGUAACGUCCCAGGCGACACCACUCCAGACUUCCUGCGGCCCGUGCUCUUCUGGUACUUCACCUAUGUGCCCAGCGCGAUGUCGUCCAUCACGUUCUGCAAGCCGACCAUUUCACUGUACAACGUGGCCGUCACUGUGGACCUCGCGUCGGGGAACCUCACCUCCGUCACGCAACUGUCCCCACUGAAGGUGGGCCAGGGGAACUUUACCGCGUACGCGGGGAAUAUCACGGGGUCGCCGCUGAACGGUGCCGCGUACAAUGGGAUCGCGUAUAACCUGAGCAACCCGGACCCGUUCACGAUGGCGCGGGUGAACGCGACGCAGCUGACGCUGCCGGCGGCGGUGUUCCAGAGCGCGACGACGAGCGCGCAGGGCCUGACGGGGGUGUUUACGAACAACGGGUUUGUGGGACUCACGAAUUCGGUUUAUAGGACGUACUUGGCGCUGGUGGCGAAGACGGUGUAUUUCGUGCCGAACAGCGAGCCGAUCACGCUGCAGGUGAAGACGGUGGAGAAGCGGCUUUGGCUGAGCAGCGUCGCGGUGCAUCUGCUGACGACGGCGUUGCUCCUGCUGGCGUUCUUUGGGACGAUUGUGCAGCUGUUGCACCGGGGUGAUCGGGCGAACCUCCGACUUGCCCACGAGCCUGGCACCAUCGCGUCCGCUGUGGUGGUCGGCGCGCAGACGAACAUGGGGGAGUUGCUGUCGGGGCGGCAGCGGAAGGAGGAGAUCAUCCAGGCGCUGCGGGACAAGCGGUUCCGGAUCAACCCGCGGACGAUGAAGAUCGUGAUGGAGGGCGAGGAGGGCUACGAGGAGGCGGCGAGCCCGGGGCCGCGCAGGUCAGUGUUUGCGGCGGGGCUGCUGGACCUGAUGAGCCCGCACCCGGCGAGCAGGCGGUUCUCGAGGCCACCGCCGAUGCCGCAGACGCCGCCGUAGGACGGUGUGUGUCCCUGUGCGUGUCGUUUCUUGAUGUACGUGUUUGUGAUGAUCAUUUGUUCGUCAGUUGGUGUUUUGUUGGACUUUGUCAUGAUGGUUGUAGCCUACUUUUCCAUGAACUCAAAGGUCCUAAUAUACACGGACUUUAUGUUAAUAUUGUCGGGGUAAUAUCGAGCGCUGAGCUGCA